CCAACACUACUGCAAUAUCCUACAAGUAAAUAAGAGAAUGGACUCAGUUUCCCAUAUGGCUCUGCGGCUGGUAACCUUCGACUUCCGCUCCAGUGAAAACAAGCCGAUCAGCUGAUCUGACCUGGCAACAACAUUCACCCGAAUCUACCGGGGAGGGGAAUCAUUUUACAAGCUGGUGGGGGAAAAACAGUUAUCUUGACAUCAGCAGUCUUAUUAAUUUGUGAUUAUCAAAGGGACGUUGUCGUGUGCGAGUUUUCAGGGAGUUCAGCAGCUUGUUUGAUGUAAAUUGCGGUGUGAUUCUGGCUCGAAAUCAGCUUGUUUUGUUCGGUCAAAGCUGGGUUGACCAAUGUGUUGUUGGGUGAACAUACUUUAAGGACAGUCUGUACGAUACUAAACAAUUAUUAAUUCCGCCGCAUUUGUCAUUUCUAACCCCCUAGUUUUUGUGGUCUUUGAAAUUGGAGGUGUUUUUACAGACACGUAUGCUAAGCUUAGCUAGCUUGAGUAACAAAGCCCAGGACGAUAACAACAUCCGAAUGUAACGUUAGCGGUUUUAGCGUUUAACGUUACGUCUGCAAAAUAAAUACAUGUCGAUUAUGGUUGCUUGUAGUUUGUAAGUUUAGACUGCUUGAUCACUUUAAAACCAACCAGAAGUCUGACUUAGUGCCAGUGUUAUACGAAUUAUCUAUUUAUAGUUCAUAUUGAAUAUUUGAUUUUAAGCCAGUGUCAUAAUUUGACACCACAUCUCGAAUUCCAAUGAAAUUCAAGGUAAACGAGUAAGAUAUUGUUUAAGAGCUCAAAUGCAUCAUAUUUGAGUCUAGAUUUCAUUUUUCUUGUUGAUUGUACAUUAAGGUUGGUUUCUACUGUAGUUAGUGAAACUUUGAGGAAUAUCUAGUCAGUAUAUUUACUGAAGGAUUUUAGUACUUUAAAGUCGGUCGUUUCCGUUCGGUUCGCUACCUCGCUGUUAUAUUUAGACGGAUAAUGAGCAGUCAGGGCUCGUCGGUGGAGAAGGGGGUUAACGGCGUCCUGGUUUGUCAGGAGAGUUAUGCCUGCGGUGGCUCCGACGAGGCCACAUUCGAGUGCGACGAAUGCGGCAGCCUGCAGUGCGUCCGCUGCGAGCUGGAGCUCCACCGUCAGGAGCGCAUGAGGAACCACGACAGGAUCCGAAUCUCACCUGGACACGUACCCUACUGCGAUUCAUGUAAAGGGGACGGGGGCGUUCCGAACGGGGAUCGCCUGAGAGCAGUGGUCCGCUGCCAGGGAUGUAAAAUCAACCUGUGUUUGGACUGUCAGAAGCGGACUCACAGCGGGGUCAGUAAAAGAAAGCACCCUCUCAUCGUCUACCCUCCCCCGAAACCCGCGGAGAAGAACUGCAGCACUGGGGAUGAACUGCUGGAUGCGUUAAAGGCUAAACUGGAGCAAGUCACUAGCUUUCUUCUAGUGGAUGAAGAAGAUAUGCAAGUGAAGGAUGAGGAGGAGUUUGUGAGGAAAUUAGCCUGCAGGCCCGAUGAGCUCUUGAAGGUGGUGUCCAUUUUCGGCAACACUGGAGAAGGCAAAUCCCACACCCUCAAUCACACUUUCUUUUUGGGUCGUGAAGUUUUCAAGACAUCUCCAACCCAGGAAUCCUGCACCGUUGGGGUGUGGGCAGCACUGGACCCUGUCCAUAGUGUGGUGGUUGUUGACACGGAGGGACUCCUGGGGGCAGGAACUAACCAAGGACAGCGAACCCGCCUCCUCCUGAAGGUGCUUGCGGUCUCUGAUCUGGUCAUCUAUCGGACACAUGCCGACCGGUUACAUGAUGAUCUUUUCAAGUUUCUUGGAGAUGCAUCAGAUGCGUAUCUAAAACAUUUCACAAAGGAGCUGAAAGCCACAACUGCACGCUGUGGUUUGGAUGUGCCCCUUUCGACUUUGGGUCCCGCUGUUAUAAUCUUCCAUGAGACAGUCCACACCAAGUUAUUAGGCUCAGACAAGCCAUCAGAAUCGGCCGAGCGGCUUCUUCAGGAACGUUUCAGAAAGCUUGGCCUCUUUCCAGAAGCUUUCAGCUCUAUUCAGUACCGAGGCACUCGAACCCACAACCCCCCGACUGACUUUAGCGGUCUGCUGCGCAGCGUGGAGCAGCAGUUAGACAACAACACUACACGAUCGCCACGCUCUGCCGGUGUCAUCUAUAAAGCCUUGCAGGCUUUGAGCGAGUGCUUCAGUGGAGAGAUUCCUGAUGAGCAUCUGGCAAGCAACUCUUUUUUUCCAGAUGAAUACUUUACCUGCUCCAGCAUCUGCCUCAGCUGUGGCUCAGGCUGUAAAAACAGCAUGAAUCACCUACGAGAGGGUGUGGGGCAUGAGGCCAAACACCGCUGCCGCUAUUCAGUCCACUAUGAUAAUCGCAUCUAUACCUGCAAGGCUUGUUAUGAGAGUGGCAAAGAGGUGAUUGUGGUUCCAAAGACGACAGCAUCCUCUGACUCACCCUGGUUUGGCUUGGCCAUAUACGCCUGGUCCGGAUAUGUGAUCGAGUGUCCAAACUGUUCUGUGAUCUAUAGAAGUAGGCAGUACUGGUAUGGGAACCAGGACCCUGUUGACACAGUGGUUCGGACUGAGAUCCAGCAUGUCUGGCCAGGGUCUGAUGGAUUCCUGAAGGACAAUAACAACGCUGCGCAGAGGCUGCUGGAUGGUGUGAACUAUAUGGCUCAGUCUGUUUCAGAGCUAAGCGUCAAGCCUGCCAAAGCCGUCACUGCCUGGUUAACAGACCAGAUUGCCCCAGCUUACUGGAAGCCCAAUUCUCUCAUUAUUAGAUGUAAAAACUGUGGAGUGGAAUUCCAAGAUAAUGAUACAAAGCACCACUGUCGGGCUUGUGGAGAUGGUUUCUGUAAUGGUUGCUCCUCUAAGACACGGCCAGUCCCUGAGAGAGGUUGGGGCCUGGCGCCUGUGCGAGUCUGUGAUGCCUGCUUUCAAAACAGAGGAAUCCCAGAAGAACUACUGGAUGCAGCGCUGGAAGAGGAGCAAGGUGGGACUCUGAUCGCCAGGAAGAUGGGAGAAGCUGUUCAGAACACAUUAGGAGCGGUAGUCACUGCUAUAGACAUCCCUCUUGGUCUGGUAAAAGAUGCCGCCCGUCCAGCAUACUGGGUCCCUGACCAAGACAUCCGUUGCUGCAACCAGUGCCAGCGUGAGUUUAAUGCCCAUCUCUCUAUUCAUCACUGCCGUGCAUGUGGAGAAGGAGUAUGUAACGACUGCUCCCCUGAUCGCCGGGCGGUGCCCUCCAGGGGCUGGGACCAUCCUGUGCGGGUGUGCAUCACCUGCAACCAAAAAUCUGGAGAGCUCUAGCAGAACCGAACACCACUCUAUAUUAUAAGACACCCCUGUUAUGUGGCCACAGCGCUUCAGGACGGGUUGGGAGGGAUAAAACGCACUGCUCUUGAACUAAUGAAUGAUUGUUCGAGAGGAACAUCCCGCUUUUUGUCCCAACACUUCACAUCAUGCUUCUCAGCUCUACAUAAGCUGUUCACAGUUAUAUAUAUUUAAUGGCCUAUGUAUUUUCUUCUUUUAAAGGUAAAAAACCGCAAGAAAAUAAAUCUGUCAAACCAUCCA
Molecule: messenger RNA, 3576 nt
Organism: Carassius auratus (goldfish)
Lineage: Eukaryota; Metazoa; Chordata; Actinopteri; Cypriniformes; Cyprinidae
Product: zinc finger FYVE domain-containing protein 1-like
Biological process (GO): lipid droplet formation
Cellular component (GO): lipid droplet
Molecular function (GO): zinc ion binding; phosphatidylinositol-3,4-bisphosphate binding; phosphatidylinositol-3,4,5-trisphosphate binding
Source: RefSeq, a predicted model, not a curated record